Messenger RNA from Ogataea philodendri, 840 nucleotides. RefSeq lists its product as uncharacterized. NCBI's taxonomy places the organism in Eukaryota, Fungi, Ascomycota, Pichiomycetes, Pichiales, Pichiaceae. Bases 1 to 840 code for a protein of 279 amino acids. The record is from RefSeq and is a predicted model, not a curated record. The transcript has a single exon.
AUGGACCAGUUUAUGAGCUACGUUAUGGGCACGGGCACAGAACGUGCCGAGCUGCUGCGGUUGCUCCGUGAAAAACACAAGGAAUAUGACAUGUCUAUUGAAAACCCGCAAACUUCGCAACAAGUGAUAGAAUCCGACGUUGGAUCGAUCAAAGUAGAGCCAGAGUCACAAAUACACCCGCUGUUUGCACAAAACCUCCCGGAAAAGCUACAAAGCACAGAUCUCCACGCCCAGCUGGAAAACGGAACUAUAAACUUGGCGGACCUGGACGAGCAAGAUAUGAGGGAUUUGAAGUCGCAGGUUGCCGAGGAGUACGAACGCUUGGCACACCAGUUUGUGGACGCCCGAAUAGCAAAUAUCGACGAGAUGGUGGAAAAAAUCGACCGGGCCAUAGCUUCCACCAAAGACGAGUUCGCAGCCACAAAACAGCAGCUCGACUCCACCACGGCGGACAAUUUCGGUGACCAGCGCGGCGUGCAAGUGCCCGCAUUGGAUCUCGAUCUGUUCUACCCGUACUUUGCAACCAGUUACACCGAAAAAAAACGCAUCCUCGACGAAAUACGGGCCUUUGCCGCCCACAAGCUCGCCACCAUCAACAAGGAGACCGACAUCAACAAGGAGAUCGUGCACAGCCAGUACCACGCCGCUUUGCUGGAAAACAGAGACGCUUUGCAGCAGCAAAUCCGAACGAACCUGGACGAGCUAAACUCGAAGUUUUUCCCCAACGACCCGGACCAGCCAAGCAGCACAGAGAACGAGCUGCGGUCGCGCAAAAAACCGCCCUCGUCUCUGGUCAACCUGGCCGAAAUAGCACACUUCUACGGCGACGAUAACCAGUGA